AUGGCUUUCUACCUGCGAUACAGAAUCUGGGCUCUGAUUAUCGAUUGGCGAGGUCGUUUUGGUUGGCAUCUCUGGUCCUUAUACUCUACGAUUUCAGAUGUUCAUGACGCCACGGCGGCCCAAGUUCUGACAGUCGGAGAUGAGAUUCUGUAUAUGUGGCGAGGUCGUUUCGUGUGGACACGAAUGCUGUUUUGGCUGACAAGUGUUGAACAUAUGCUGUACGCCGUCGACAGAACCGGUAUUGGCCCGCUGGCGACGACAAAUGUUACGGACGUACCUGUGCGCAUCCUCAUUUUGAGAUUAUACGUCAUCUACAGAUGCAACCGCAAGCUCUUGCUUAUACUGUGUACACUCUUCGCUGCCGAAUUGUCCAUCGAAUGUGUCCUCUUGGUGAAGAUUUUUAACAACCUAAAACGUACGCUUACAACGAGCUAG
Messenger RNA from Postia placenta MAD-698-R-SB12, 435 nucleotides. RefSeq lists its product as hypothetical. The record is from RefSeq and is a predicted model, not a curated record. NCBI's taxonomy places the organism in Eukaryota, Fungi, Basidiomycota, Agaricomycetes, Polyporales, Adustoporiaceae. The coding region runs from base 1 to 435 and encodes 144 amino acids. The transcript is spliced from 7 exons.